CCAAAAAUAAGGAUACUUCACAUAUACGCUACCACCAAAACGUUAGCAACUUCAUUUUUCAGUUUUCACACCGACUCUUUUCUCUCAAAAAUUCUCAACCCUCACAAGAAUUAAAAGUUAGGAGUCACCUGUAAAGUUGCUGCCACGAGGUCAUCAUGGGUUCAUGCCGUGGAAAUAGCUUCUGACAGAAAUGCAAGGUGUCCGGUCCUUCCUUGGAGCGCGUGUAUAGUGGAAGCUUCACUAGACCCCACUUUAUGGGGUUCCACUGUAGUUAAAUCAGCGGAUAUGAAUCCAGGGGGUUAUACAGCAGAAGUUACAGGUCUUUCUCCUAAUGCUACUGAGAAGGAUGUUCAGGAGUUCUUUGGUUUCUGUGGGGCAAUUGAACAUGUUGAGAUUGUCAGAGCUGGUGAACAGGCAAGUACAGCCUAUGUGACAUUUAGAAAUCCUCAUGCACUGGAAACGGCUAUCUUACUGAGUGGAGCUACCAUAUUGGAUCAACGUGUGUGCAUAACCAGCUGGGGUCACUAUCAAGGUGAAUUUGAUUAUUGGAAUCAUUCAUCAUGGAAACCUCAAGAAGAAAGUCAUUCAAGUCACGACACCCAGGGACACUACUUUGUUUCUUCUGCUGGGGAAGCUGUAACAAUGACUCAAGAUGUAGUUAAAACCAUGCUAGCUCAAGGGUAUGUUCUUGGAAAAGGCGCAUUGGGAAAAGCCAAAGCUUUUGAUGAAUCUCAUGGCCUGUCAGCAACUGCAGUGUCCAAAGUUGCUGAUUUAAGCGAGAGAAUUGGCCUCACUGAUAAGUUCUGUGCGGGGGUUGAAGCUGCUAGAUCCGUCAAUCAGAGGUAUCACAUAACGGAUACCACUAGAUCAGCCGCGUCAGCUACAGGUAGAACUGCUGUCUCUGCUGCAACUGCUGUUGUCAACAGUAGCUACUUUUCCAAAGGAGCUCUUUGGAUGUCUGGUGCACUAGGUAGAGCGGCUCAAGCUGCAGCUGAUUUGGGUAGCCGAGGCGUUAACAAAUGAGUAGGUUUGCCUUGCAGCUUAGAUGCUUCUAUAUGAGAAUGGUACUAGUUGAUGUAGUUUCCUAGUGUAUAUAUACUUUUACAAACUGUCAAAUGGUAUUAAGUCGUCUGGGUUGUGUGGUCUAAAGUCGUGAAUUAAAUGGAUUGGCCUAAUGGUGUUGAUUCAUCUGUAAUCAAACCGGUGUUUCGUUUCCAUUUUUGUUCGGAUAUCAGGUUGAUGUUGUGAAAGGACGGAUAGUACGAGAAUACGUGUUGAGUAGAAAUUUCCUUCAGUUCA
Molecule: messenger RNA, 1299 nt
Organism: Capsicum annuum
Lineage: Eukaryota; Viridiplantae; Streptophyta; Magnoliopsida; Solanales; Solanaceae
Product: binding partner of ACD11 1
Exons: 6
Coding region: 286-1023 (245 amino acids)
Molecular function (GO): RNA binding
Source: RefSeq, a predicted model, not a curated record